CUGAUGAAGUAGAAGGGGGAAAAAAGGGACAGGAAAUGUUGGGUAAAAUCCAGAAAGAGUGAGUGGGGGGCGGGGGGUAGAUCCAAGAAGUAUAACUGUGUUGAGUAAGCACAAUAAGGUUCUGAACAAGAAAUUUUUUUUUUCCUACGUGGUCGCGCCCCCCCUCUCCCUCACCUCAGGGCACAGCGCUCUCUCUCUCUUUCUUUCCCUCUCUCUUCUUCCAAUCUUAUUUAACUCAGCAAAAAAGAGAUGGCGACCAUCAAGAAAUUGAUUGAUAGGAAAACGGCCGCCACCGAGAACGAUAUACAUACGGACGAAGAUGUUGAAAGCAUAGCAACCCACCCCACACUCCAAGAUCCACCCGAUGGGGGUCGAGGCUGGCUUGUCGUUGUCGGAUGUUUCUUUGGUCUAUUCAGCACUCAAGGUGUUUGGUACUCUUGGGGCACCUUUUUAGCAUACUACAAUGAACACAUGUUUCCACAACACAUGACAGAACUGUCGUGGAUCGGCUCACUGUGGCUAGCAAUGAGCGUCAUUCUUGGUCCCUUUUUCAACUAUUUGGCAUGGCGGAUCGGUUACUUUUGGCUACUUGUCGCUGGCGCAUUGUGUUCGUGCCUGGGAUUCAUGAUGGCCAGUUUGGCUUCCGAGAUUUGGCACUUGUACUUGACACAAGGGUUCUUGUUGGGACUGGGCGCUUCGUUGGUUUGGUUUCCUUGUAUUUCAGCACCUCAGUCUUGGUUUAUGGAGCGCAGAGGAUUGGCCGUCGGUCUUGCCAUGGCUGGGUCCGGGUGUGGUGGGUUGGUGUUUAACAAUGUUGCUCAGGCGUUGAUGAAGACCGUCGGUAUUCACUGGGCGAUGCGGAUUCUUGGGUUUAUCGUUUUGGUCCUCUUGGCCUUUUCAACCCAAGUCGUUCGUCCCCUCAAUCCUCCUCGCAAACCUGGGUUCCCUGUCACUUUGGUGCCUUUCAAGAAUGUCCAGUUUUGUAUUCUUUUCGUCAUCCAAGUGAUCACUAACUUUGCCUUCAACAUUCCAUCCACAUUUUUACCUUCAUACGCACAACAUGUUGGAUCAGGCGACUGGACGGCAACCAACAUGAGCGCCAUCAUGUCCGGUAUCAUGGUGGUUGGCAAAGUCGGCAGUGGAUGGGCAAGUGACCGUAUAGGCCGAGCCAACAUGAACACCAUUGUCAUCAUGAUGGCCGGUCUUUUGUGCCUCGUGCUAUGGCUUCCUGCCAAGAACGAGGCCACGGUGUGGGCAUUUGCUGCGUUGUUCGGCGUCUUUGGUGGUGGUUACAUGGCCAUGAUCCCUUCUCUGCUCGUCCAGGUCGUCGGCGCAGACCAACUCGAGGCCGCAAAUGGUUUGGUCUUUUUCGGUUGGUUGUUUGGUGGUAUCUUUGGCUCUCCUAUCUCUUCUACCUUGAUUGAUGAAAACGGGCCUGAUGGCCCCCAGUAUUGGCGUGCCAUUGUUUUUGGUGGUGUCAUGAUGUUUGGUGCGGGCGUGCUCGCUCUCGUUGUCAAGAUCAUGCGCGGUGGAUUCAACCCUUUCCGGAAAGUUUAAUUUUUGCCUCCCUCACCCUCUUUAAUAAUAUUAUUCUGUCGGUUAACAACCCCUCUAAUACGACAUCAUGUAUAUAUAUUAUACCUUACUUCUUCAUAAAAGUAAUUUAUCAUCUAGUGAUACACUUUUGGAAUAAUGUCAGUUAGCGACUACAUACAGUAGUAGAAACCGAACGGUUUGGUCGACUGUCCAAUAUUUGCCAUGGAUAAAAUCGCAAGAUGGAAUUGCCUGCAGGCGGUAUAUAAGACAUCUUUU
Molecule: messenger RNA, 1812 nt
Organism: Zychaea mexicana
Lineage: Eukaryota; Fungi; Mucoromycota; Mucoromycetes; Mucorales; Lichtheimiaceae
Product: major facilitator superfamily domain-containing protein
Exons: 6
Coding region: 250-1557 (435 amino acids)
Biological process (GO): transmembrane transport
Cellular component (GO): fungal-type vacuole membrane
Molecular function (GO): transmembrane transporter activity
Source: RefSeq, a predicted model, not a curated record